This is a messenger RNA of Colletes gigas, 1101 nucleotides long. Its product is annotated as forkhead box protein H1-like. Gene Ontology annotation, biological process: regulation of transcription by RNA polymerase II; cell differentiation; anatomical structure morphogenesis. The transcript has 2 exons. The record is from RefSeq and is a predicted model, not a curated record. Gene Ontology annotation, molecular function: DNA-binding transcription factor activity, RNA polymerase II-specific; RNA polymerase II cis-regulatory region sequence-specific DNA binding. Bases 1 to 1101 code for a protein of 366 amino acids. Lineage: Eukaryota; Metazoa; Arthropoda; Insecta; Hymenoptera; Colletidae.
AUGCCUCGACCGUCGAGGGACACUUACGGCGACCAAAAGCCACCCUAUUCUUACAUCUCGUUGACCGCGAUGGCCAUCUGGUCGUCGAGGGACAAGAUGCUGCCUCUGGCCGAGAUCUACAAGUUCAUCGCUGAUCGGUUCCCCUAUUAUCGCAAGGACACACGCAGAUGGCAGAAUUCUCUCAGGCACAACUUGUCUUUCAACGAUUGCUUCAUCAAGGUACCACGGGGUCCCCAUCGUCCCGGGAAAGGCGCUUAUUGGGCGCUGCAUCCAGCGGCCCUCUCGAUGUUCGAGAACGGCUCGCUCCUGCGACGUCGGAAGCGUUUCAAGCUCCACAAACCCGACAAAGAGCUUCUAAAAUCCGAACUGCAGGCCCUGGCUUCCGCGAUGCCGCCUCCCCACUCGGAAUCGUCCCCGGUACUGUCGAUAAACCCGAGCGUCCAGACGAGCAGCCUGACCGUCGCGAAUCUGCACCGUCUCCGGGACGAUCUGCUGCGAUGGGAACUCCAGGAGCGCCGUUUAACCAUGGCUUCCGGCGGCAACAACACGCUGGGGUUCCCCGCGCCGGAAGCAGGCUCCAGUUACUACCUUCUGUCGCCAGAGGUCAGGCAGAGACUCGCCGGUACCGACGAGAUCCUACGCGGCUACGAGAGCAACCUUCUGCAGACGAGGAACUGGAGUUUCCCCGGGUUCCAGGUCUCGCCGUACGUUUCCCAGCUGUCGUACUUCCAGACGGAGAUCCCCGAGGGCAGGCAGCUCUGUUCCGGCGCCACGGAGACCGGCGUCGCGGAGAAGACCGAGAGUUCCAGGCCAUUUCUGAACAUCGGCGAGGGUUCAGGCGUGGAGGUGGCUGACGGAAAGAUCGGUUCGUGCGUCGCGUUGGACCCCGGUAUCUCCAGUCAGACGACGGUCCAACCGCAACAGACCAAGAAGAAGAAACCGUUCACCAUCGAGAACAUCAUCGCGCCCGACGACGAGCAGAUCUCCAGGAACCUGGAGGACGGGAAGAGGAGCCAUCUUUUGGUGCCGCGGCCGCUGUACGCCGGCGGUUUUCCGUUCGGUUUGUCCACGACGAAGGUGUCCUACGAGACAGCGACCUGA